AUGUCCUACGCAGAAACUAUAGACCAAGCCGUUACCAACUGCAAACAGCAGACGAUAUUGAUGCAACGAUGUCUAGUGCAGGACAAGCUUAUGGACGCAUUGAAACACGCUUCGGUCAUGCUGACAGAGCUACGAAGCCCAUUGUUAUCGCCAAAGCAGUACUACGAGCUAUACAUCUCGAUCUACGACUCUUUGAGUAUUUUGUCAACGUAUUUCGUCGAAAGUCAUACAAAAAGGCAUCAUUUGGCUGACCUGUACGAACUGGUGCAAUAUGCAGGAAACAUUCUGCCCCGCUUGUACCUCAUGAUAACUGUGGGAAGCGCGUAUUUGCAAUCCGCCGACGCUCCACGCGAAGAAAUCUUCAAAGAUAUGAUCGAGAUGUGUAAAGGCGUUCAAAACCCGAUCCGGGGCCUUUUUCUGCGCUACUAUCUGUCACAGCGAACUAAGCAGUUUUUCCAAGCAGACGACAGCGAAGCCAAAAAGGCGAAUGUCAAUUUCAUCAUCACAAAUUUCAUCGAAAUGAAUAAACUGUGGGUGCGUUUGCAACACCAGGGUCCUCUACGUGAACGCGAGCAACGUACCCGUGAAAGAAAAGAGCUCAAGGUUUUGAUUGGCGCCAACUUGGUCAGACUGUCUCAGAUUGUCGAAAUGGAUUUCGAGCUAUACCGUACAGAAAUACUUCCGCUAAUUCUCGAUCAAGUCGUGCAAUGCAGAGACGUAGUGUCCCAAGAGUACUUAUUGGAUGUGGUCUGCCAAGUUUUUCCAGAUGAAUUCCAUCUGGGUACACUGUCGGAUCUUCUCACCACGAUCUUGAAACUUAACCCUGCAGUACCCAUAAACAAGGUCGUUUUGACAUUAGUGGAAAGGUUAAACGGAUUUGUUGAGCGGAAUACCGAUGUGGAAGACCUAACUCGGGGACUGGCUUUCAUGAGUGUUGAAGAAGGCGACAAGAAUCUUUUCUUCAUAUUCUGGAAAUUCCUUAGUCAAAUGAGUGAGGAGCGACCAGAUUUGUCGUUGCAAGAGCUCGCCCCUGUCAUUCGAGGAAUUUUGAAGCUAACGCUUCGCUGGUACCCGGAUAAUAUCAGCAAUGUUGAUGUACUGUUCAAGUUCAUGCAUGAGAAAUGCAAAGAUUACGGGAAAGCUGCUUCAGAAGAACUUGACUCUCUUUUCCACGACCUGUUGCUGGCUUCAGAAAUCAAAUCGGACACCGCAUUUUUCAUGAAGCUAUUAACGGAAUGCGAUGCCUACGAAGGACUUCUUUCUGCGCAGAAUUUAAGGCUCCAAAAAGAUUGUGCCAACGAGAUUCUGGAUACAUUGACGUACGCUGAGUGGCGGAUAACUUCAAAAGCCGAGCUUGAGAAAAUUCUUCAGGUCUGCGGCUCACUAUUUAAGUCGACUACAGAAAAAGCAAGCUCUUCGCUGAUGUUGGAUGAAGAAAGCGAACUGGACUCUGGGAACUGGACUUUCGCCCCAGAUCAAGAGAAACUAGCGCAACUUACGCAUUUAUGCUAUAACAAGUCCAUUGAUUCGCAUUCGGAAUUGUUGCUGACGUGCAGGAACUGGUUCCAGCAGAGUGGGAAGAAUAUCAUUUACCAUUCGCCGGCCAUAUUAGCCAACUACUGGAAAUUAAUUAGAAGGUGUCAACUGAGAUCCAAGAAGAAACCAGAGACUCGCGAAAAGCUUCACGUUACGAUGAAACAGCUUUUUAAGCAUGCAUCCCGGAUUAUUAACGAUCUCUAUAACGCGUGUGGUGCGGGCUGUUUUGACUUGCUGUACAAACUGAAUGUCCAGACAGCGUCGCUGGCGGAUCAAUGUGAGUUGAGCGACAUUGCUUAUGACUUCUUUUCGCAAGCUUUCACUAUUUUCGAAGAAUCUUUGAGCGAUUCACGUAUUCAAUUUCAAGCCAUUGUGAAUAUGGCGCAAACGCUACAAAAGACAAGAAAUUUACACACUGAGUCCUACUACGAGACCCUGAUAACACGAUGCACGCUACAUGGGUCAAAGCUGCUCAAGAAGCAAGAUCAGUGCCGUGCCGUAUACACUUGCUCACAUUUGUGGUGGGCCACUGAAAUCUCGCCGCUGGGAGAAGAGGAAGGUGUUACAGAGAGUUUUUUCCGCGAGGGCAAGCGGGUCUUGGAGUGUCUCCAGCGCUCUCUCAGAGUUGCUGACUCUGUGAUGGACAACGUACAGAGUUGCGAGCUUAUGGUUGAGAUUCUCGACAGAUGUUGUUACUACUACAUCCACGGCGACGAGACCUCCACUCACGUAGGAGUGAAAUACAUCAACGGAUUAAUUGAGUUGAUAAGAACAAAUCUCGAUUCUUCAGCACUCGAGAUAAACCCCAUCCUCGGAGAUGGAUCAAAAAACACCAGCGAUUUCACUUACAUCGGUAUCGAUGGCUCUUACAUUUACCGUAAUCCUGCAAGCAGUGUGGCGACCGUUUACAACAAGGCCACUCCUUCCAAAGCUGUACAUCUUGAAUCCAUACCGGUUGAACAUUUCAAUCGAACAUUACAGUACAUCAGAGACCAGAAAGACGUUGAUGAUCGAUUCAAGGCGAUUAAUGUAUAA
This is a messenger RNA of Lachancea lanzarotensis, 2571 nucleotides long. It is a transcript of the gene VPS35, whose product is annotated as LALA0S11e04654g1_1. Gene Ontology annotation, biological process: intracellular protein transport; retrograde transport, endosome to Golgi. Gene Ontology annotation, cellular component: retromer, cargo-selective complex; late endosome; retromer complex. The record is from RefSeq and is a predicted model, not a curated record. Lineage: Eukaryota; Fungi; Ascomycota; Saccharomycetes; Saccharomycetales; Saccharomycetaceae. The transcript has a single exon. The coding region runs from base 1 to 2571 and encodes 856 amino acids.